Molecule: messenger RNA, 990 nt
Organism: Lachancea mirantina
Lineage: Eukaryota; Fungi; Ascomycota; Saccharomycetes; Saccharomycetales; Saccharomycetaceae
Source: the annotation of a GenBank genome assembly
AUGUCUGUAACAUGCUGCGUAUGUCAUAAAUCAAGCCGAGAAGUGUUCUGCGCACAUUGUAUGACUUCGAGUCCCAGUCUUUUGUUGCGACGGCGAAUUGAGACAGCGGAGGCUCAGAAAAGUAGGGAUUUGUUACGUGAGAAAGUCGACGUUAUUAUGAGAAAAGCGAUGACUGGAGAGGCAGAAGAAUUGCUGAGUAGACAUCUUAUGAAUUUGAAAAUACUUCAACUCAAGCGGAAUAUCAGCCGAAUGAAAUAUAAAUUAGAACAGAAGCGACUGUCGAUCCAUGCAAAGAAACAGAAAUUUGUGUCCUUGCAACAGGAGAUUGUGCAAGGUGAUGAAAACAGGAGAGACUCGAAAGACGCGAAAGGCGGUAGUCCGAUGGGUAAGCGUUUAAACUCAGAGCACAACGAAAUCGAGCAGAAACUCGUGCAGGUAUCGCGAGUCUUCUUUAGCACGCGGGCGUUGAAGUUUCAAGAGCUGGUGAAGUUGUUUUUGGUUCGUCAGCGCGAUCAUCCCGAUUUCCCCUUUACAAUCAGUUUUCAGCCUGUGAUAAACCUACAAAACAUGUACAAGUUGCCGCAGAACGUGAUUCGGUCCUCUUUGGACAGCAUUUGGGAAUUUGUACAUAUUGCGUCCCGCGUCUUGUGCGUUCAAGUCCCGUUACAUGGGACGUCAGCGGACGUCAUUGAGAGUCUGGCCUGGUUGGCUAUGGCUCUUUUGGUACUGGUGCGGCACUUCCAACUGGUGCCGCAGAACGCAUUGGAUGACCGCCUAGUACUGCAAGAAAUUCUGGAAAAUUACGAUAUUGACGGCAUGUUUUAUCAUACGCUCAUGAACCGAGACCUCGAUUUGCCGUCUGUGGGCGAGAAACGCAAUCCCGUGGACUUUGAGUUCUGUCAUUGGCAAGUACAGUUAUUGUUGCAGAGCUCAGGCGAGCUUAGUGAGAUUAAUAAUUCGAUUGAUGACAAGUGGUUUCUGGUGGGAUGA